This is a messenger RNA of Daphnia carinata, 932 nucleotides long. RefSeq names its product putative lipoyltransferase 2, mitochondrial (gene Lipt2). Gene Ontology annotation, biological process: protein lipoylation. The transcript is spliced from 3 exons. Gene Ontology annotation, cellular component: mitochondrion. The record is from RefSeq and is a predicted model, not a curated record. Gene Ontology annotation, molecular function: lipoyl(octanoyl) transferase activity. Lineage: Eukaryota; Metazoa; Arthropoda; Branchiopoda; Diplostraca; Daphniidae. The coding region runs from base 62 to 862 and encodes 266 amino acids.
UCGAAACCGGUUUGUAAUACGGGUUCACGUAAUCUAGUUGUCUGACAGCUAUAUAGCCGUGAUGAUACCUCCUAGCCAAAAUUUUCACAGAUCUGUUGGUGUAUGGUUUGUUGGGUUUCUUCAGUAUCAAACAGCAUACCAUAUCCAGAAAUACUUGGCUAACCUCCAUAGUAUCUCUAAUAGCUUAAAGGAAGAGCAGUUGAACGAUGGAACAAUACUUAUGGUGGAACAUGCACCAGUUUAUACAACCGGUAUAAGAACAUCAAAUGAUGUUGAAUCAGAAGAAAAAAGGUUGAAGGCUCUAGGUGCUGAAUUUUAUAAAACCAAUCGGGGAGGGCUAACAACAUUCCAUGGACCUGGUCAACUUGUUGUUUACCCUGUACUGAACCUAAAACAUUUCAAUAAGAGCAUGAAGUGGUAUGUUUGCAAGUUGGAAGAAACCAUUAUACAACUGUGUAAGUCAUUUGGUGUAGAAGCUGGUCGAUCUUCAAACACUGGGGUAUGGGUCAAAAAUGAAAAAUUGUGUGCCAUUGGAGUACAUGGCAGCCGGUAUAUCACCACACAUGGCCUUGCAUUGAAUGUCAAUACUGACCUUUCAUGGUUUUCGCAUAUAGUGCCUUGUGGGAUACCUGACAAAGGAGUCACAUCACUCUCCCAAGUAUCUGGAAAGCAAUUAACAAUUGCCAAUGUGAUUAAUCCUUUCCUGGAAUCAUUUUCACAUGAAUUUGAUUGUCAAAUUAAAAUGCUACCUUUUGAAGUUCGUGAAAACAUAGUUAAUCAUCUUAAAAACGAAAGGUUAAUCAACGGUGCAACAGAAGACCAGUUGUUGGAAAAUAAAUCUUUUAUUGCAAACCAGUUGUAGAACGAGAAAAAAACAUAAGGGGAACUAAGAAACUAGAAAAUUCACUGAAUACAAAAAUUAUGAGCUUUGA